This is a messenger RNA of Rotaria socialis, 3090 nucleotides long. NCBI's taxonomy places the organism in Eukaryota, Metazoa, Rotifera, Eurotatoria, Philodinida, Philodinidae. The record is from the annotation of a GenBank genome assembly.
AUGCAUCGACCAUCCAUGGCUCAUCGUGCGUCCAUUUCAAUGGUAGUCAUUGAUUACCCAUGGACAAAAACUAAAGAAGAUGUUGCUGCUUUUUAUAAUGUUGAAGAGACGAAAGGUCUCUCCGAAGAACGUGUUAAGCGUGAUCUUGAAAGAUACGGACCUAAUGAAUUACCAGCCGAAGAGGGUAAACCACUUUGGAAACUUAUCUUAGAACAAUUCGACGAUCUUCUAGUCAAAAUUUUACUUGCUGCUGCUUGUAUAUCAUUCGUCUUAGCUUUAUUCGAAGAACAUAAAGAAGAAGAUAGUCUUGUAGCAGCUUUUGUUGAGCCACUUGUUAUUCUUCUUAUUCUUAUUGCAAAUGCAACUGUCGGUGUAUGGCAGGAACGUAAUGCAGAAAGUGCUAUUGAAGCACUGAAAGAGUAUGAACCAGAAAUAGCUAAAGUUGUUCGACAAAAUCGACCAGGGCAAAUUCAACGAAUUAAAGCUCGUGAUCUUGUGCCUGGAGAUAUUGUUGAAGUAGCUGUUGGAGAUAAAGUUCCAGCUGAUAUUCGUAUAACAACGAUUUAUUCAACAACCAUACGCGUUGAUCAAUCUUUAUUAACUGGUGAGAGUGUUUCUGUUAUUAAACACACAGAUCCAGUACCUGAUCCACGUGUAGUCAAUCAAGAUAAAAAGAAUAUUCUUUUUUCUGGAACAAAUAUUGCAGCUGGCAAAUGUAAAGGUGUUGUCAUUGGAACAGGUUUAAACACUGAAAUCGGUAAAAUUCGAUCUGAAAUGGCUGAAACCGAAGUAGAAAAAACACCAUUACAACAAAAACUAGAUGAAUUCAGCGAGCAAUUAUCAAAAGUUAUUUCUGUCAUUUGCGUCGCUGUGUGGGCUAUUAAUAUCGGCCAUUUCAAUGAUCCCGUACAUGGUGGUUCGUGGCUUCGUGGUGCUAUCUACUAUUUUAAGAUUGCCGUCGCCCUUGCUGUUGCUGCCAUUCCUGAGGGUUUGCCAGCUGUUAUAACAACUUGCCUUGCAUUGGGAACACGUCGAAUGGCGAAAAAGAAUGCUAUUGUACGUUCAUUGCCAUCGGUCGAAACACUCGGUUGUACAUCAGUUAUUUGUUCGGAUAAAACAGGAACAUUGACAACCAAUCAAAUGUCUGUUUGUCGCAUGUUCAUAUUCAAUAAAGCUGAUGGACAUGAUAUAUCGGUUGAACAAUAUGAAAUCACUGGAUCAACUUAUGAGCCAAAAGGAGAUGUAAUGGUUAAUGGACAGAAAUUCAAUUGUUCUGAUCGUAGUGGAUUAGUUGAGUUAGCGGAAUGUGCAGCCCUAUGCAACGAUUCAGCAUUGGAUUACAAUGAAACCAAACGAAUUUUCGAAAAAGUUGGUGAAGCUACAGAAACAGCGUUGACUGUGCUUGUUGAGAAAAUGAAUGUUUUCAACACGGACAAAUCGCGUUUGUCACCACAAGAAAUGGCCAUGUCAUCGAAUACAAUUAUUCGUCAAAAAUAUCGUAAAGAAUUCACGUUGGAAUUUUCACGUGAUCGAAAGUCCAUGUCUUCAUAUGUGGUGACUGCUGGACGAGGAGCAAGUAAUAGUCAACAAUCAGCUAAAAUGUUUGUUAAAGGCGCACCAGAAUCAGUGGUCGAUCGUUGUACACAUAUUCGAAUUGGAACGCAGAAAGUUCCAAUGACACCACAAAUCAGACAAGAAAUUAUGAAAUUAGUUCAUCAAUAUGGAACAGGACGAGAUACUCUACGUUGUUUAGCGUUGGGUUGUAUUGAUAAUCCAAUGAAACGAGAAGAAAUGGAUUUAGAUGAUGCACGAAAAUUUAUUACUUAUGAAACCAAUAUUACAUUCGUUGGUGUUGUCGGUAUGUUGGAUCCACCACGUACAGAAGUUAUUGAUGCUAUUCAACGAUGUCGUGAUGCUGGUAUUCGUGUUAUUAUGAUUACUGGUGACAAUAAGAAUACAGCUGAAGCUAUUUGUCGACGAAUUGGUAUCUUUAAGGAGUCACAAGAUACUCGAGGUCUUGCCUUUAGUGGUCGUGAAUUCGACGAUCUUUCAGUUGAAGAACAAUCGGAAGCUUGUCGUCAUGCUAAAAUGUUUGCUCGCGUCGAUCCAGCACAUAAAUCGAAGAUUGUCGAAUAUUUACAAUCGCAUGGUGAAAUCACAGCUAUGACAGGCGAUGGUGUCAACGAUGCUCCGGCAUUGAAGAAAGCUGAAAUCGGCAUUGCUAUGGGUUCUGGUACAGCUGUAGCUAAAACAGCAGCUGAAAUGGUUUUAGCUGAUGAUAAUUUUUCUUCGAUUGUCUCUGCCGUCGAAGAAGGCCGUGCUAUCUAUAAUAAUAUGAAACAAUUUAUUCGGUAUUUAAUUUCAUCAAACAUUGGAGAGGUUGUUUGUAUCUUUUUAACUGCUGCUCUUGGUCUACCGGAAUCAUUGAUUCCUGUACAAUUGCUUUGGGUCAAUUUAGUUACUGAUGGUUUACCAGCAACAGCACUCGGCUUCAAUCCACCUGAUUUGGAUAUCAUGGAACGUCCACCACGUAAUCCAAAAGAAUCACUCAUUACACCAUGGCUUUUCUUUCGAUACAUGGCAAUUGGAACUUACGUCGGAGCAGGUACUGUUGGUGCCUCAUGCUGGUGGUACGUUUCGCAUCACGAUGGACCAUUACUGACAUGGACACAACUGAAACAUCAUUUUAAAUGCCGUGGGGGUGGUAAAGAAUGGGAAGAUAUUGAUUGCGAUGUCUUCGAUGAUCCUCAUCCCAUGACAAUGGCUUUAUCAGUAUUGGUUACUAUCGAAAUGUUAAAUUCAAUUAACAGUUUAUCUGAAAAUCAAUCUCUUCUUAAAAUGCCUCCAUGGUAUAAUAAAUAUCUUUUAUGUGCCAUUGGCUUGUCAAUGUCAUUACAUAUGAUGAUUCUCUAUGUGCCAAUGUUUAACACCGUAUUUCAAAUUUGUCCUUUGACAUUGGAAGAAUGGAUAGCUGUAUUAAAAAUAUCGUUUCCUGUAGUACUACUUGAUGAACUAUUAAAAUUUAUAGCACGUCAUUUUAUAGACAUAUCACCAAAAAAUAGUGAAAUAAAUGAAGUCGAAGGCAAAUAG